This is a messenger RNA of Stylophora pistillata, 540 nucleotides long. Its product is annotated as ribonuclease Y-like. The record is from RefSeq and is a predicted model, not a curated record. Lineage: Eukaryota; Metazoa; Cnidaria; Anthozoa; Scleractinia; Pocilloporidae.
AUGCGAGAGGCAAAAGAAAAACUACUAGAAGAUUUGAAAGAAGUUGCUCAAAAAGAAGCAGAUAUGUAUAGUCAAAGACUGAUUGAAGAAGCAAAAUUAUCGGCUGAAGAAAAUGCAAAAAAAGUGAUUAUAGAUACCAUUCAACGCGUGGGGGUAGAGUAUUCUAUUGAAAACUGUGUGUCGGUUUUUAAUUUGGAAUCCGAUGAACUAAAAGGAAAAAUCAUUGGCAAAGAAGGUAGAAAUAUCAAAUCCUUAGAGCAAGUUACAGGAGUAGAAAUCAUUAUAGAUGACACGCCCGGAUCUAUUUUAUUAUCGUCGUUUGACCCUGUGCGCAGGCAAGUUGCUUAUAUGACUAUUGAAUCUUUAUUAAAAGACGGGAGAAUACACCCCGCUAAAAUAGAAGAGAUAAUGGGAAAAAUGGAACGAAAAAUAAAACAAGACAUCAUAGAAACAGGUAAGCGAACUGUUACGGAUUUAGGUAUUGCAGGGUUACACCCAGAAUUGAUUAAAAUGGUAGGGCGUAUGAAAUUUCGCAGUUCU